Molecule: messenger RNA, 1435 nt
Organism: Salvelinus namaycush (lake trout)
Lineage: Eukaryota; Metazoa; Chordata; Actinopteri; Salmoniformes; Salmonidae
Product: zinc finger protein 180-like
Exons: 1
Coding region: 23-1078 (351 amino acids)
Biological process (GO): regulation of cytokine production; negative regulation of transcription by RNA polymerase II; regulation of immune system process
Source: RefSeq, a predicted model, not a curated record
CUCAGUGGAACCAGACCCAGAGAUGCCCAAACCAGCAAGACGACACCCCUGCUCCCACUGUGGAAAGAGUUGUACUACAUUAGAAUACCUGAAAGUACACAGAAGAAUAAUACACUUUGGAGAAAAGCCAUACCACUGUUCAGACUGUGGUAAGGAAUUUAGCCGGUUAGAUGGCCUGAAACAACAUGAGAGAAUACACUCUGGAGAGAGGCCUCACCACUGCUCUCAGUGUGGAAAGAGCUUUUGCUGGUUAGGGAGCCUGAAAAUACAUGAGAAAACACAUACAGGGGAGAAGCCUUACCACUGCUCUCAGUGUGGAAAGAGAUUUUCCCAGUUAGGGCAUCUAAAAGGGCAUAAGAGAACGCACACUGGAGAGAGGCCUUACCACUGCUCCCAGUGUGGGAAGAGAUUUACCCAGUUAGGCAACCUAAAAAAUCAUGAGCUAAUACACUCUGUAUAUAAGCCUUAUCACUGCUCCCAGUGUGAAAAUACAUUUUUCUCAUCAGAUUCUCUGAGAAAACACGAGAUAACACACUCUGAUGAGAAACCUUUCCAUUGUUCCCAGUGUGGCAAGAAUUUUUUUACAUUAGGGUCCCUGAAGGAACAUGAGCGAACACACACAGCAGAGAAACCCUACCAUUGCUCUAAGUGUGUAAAGACUUUUUCCUCAUCAAAAUACCUUAAAGAACAUAAAAGAAUACACUCUGGAGUGAAACCUUACCACUGCCCCCAGUGUGAAAAAAGUUUUGCCCGACCGAGGGACCUGAAAUAUCAUGAGAGGACACACACAGGAGAGAAGCCUUACCACUGCUCUCAGUGUGGAAAGACAUUUUUUUUAUCAGGACACCUGAAAAGACAUGAGCUAACACACUCUGUUGAGAAGCCUUUCCACUGCUUCCAGUGUGGGAAGGAUUUCACCCAGUCAAGAUACCUGAAAAAACAUGAGCUAAUACACUCUGUGCAGAAGCCUUUCCACUGUUCUCAAUGUGAAAAGAGUUUUAAGAAUUUAUGGAACAUGAAAGUGCACGAGCAAAGACACACAAAGGAGAAGCCUUCUACUGUUCCCACUGUGGAAUGAAAUGUUCAUGGUUUCAUCAACUGAAAGAGCAUGAAUGAAUCCUCACUCCGGAGAUAAACGUCCGAAGACAUUAUUUAUACUGUGUAAUUUAAUCCUUUUUACAUUUGUGUACCUUUUACCAUCCAUAUCAAUUCUUACCUGUCUAUGCAUACAGGAAACCAUUAUUUCCCCACUCAUCAAAAAUGAACUGUGUGACAGAACCUGGACGUUCUUUAAAAGAAGUGGUCAUUUUUAUAAUGUUGGGACAUUGUUUGAAGCCACAUCACAUGGACUUAACGUUUAUCAAGUGCUCCCUGUUGGCUGAUAUCUUUGACUGAGAACACACACAAUGCUCCCAUUGGCUGAUAUCUUUGACUG